AUGCCAACCAAAAAAGCUACAGAAGAACUUACCUUGCCGUGGUGGUCCGAUAAGCUCAACAAGAUGAAAAAAGAAGUCACUACCAUGAAACGAAGGAUCAAAUGUGCUGCCCUGGUCCGUAGACAGAAGGUCGUAGAAGAGUACCUGGAACAAAAAGAGAGGUAUGAGUCAGAAGCUAUUAAAGCCCAGAUCGAGAGCUGGAAAUACUUUUGCUGCAAGCAGGAUAAGGAGGGGGUCUGGGAAGGUAUCUAUAGGGUAAUUGGGAGAACAACGCGCAGGGACGAGGACCAGCCACUGGAAAUCAAUAAGGUAGUGUUAGACGCAAAAGGUUCCGUGAAGUUAUUGGCGGAAACGUUCUUUCCGGAGGACUUAACAGACAGCGAAAACACUUACCAUCGCCACGUAAGAAUAAAAGCUGACAAAGUGAACUCUGCUGAGCAAGAUGACCUGUGUGAUCCCCUGUUCACAAUGUUAGAAUUGAAACAGGCGUAUCGAUCCUUCAACCCGAAAAAGGCCCCAGGAGCGGACGGUUUCACAGCUGAUAUAUGUCUACACGCUAUAGAAAGCAACCCCGAGUUAUUCUUGACCUUCCUUAAUAAAUGUUUAACUCUACAACACUUCCCGAAAACCUGGAAAAUCGCGACAGUCAUAGUGCUUAAAAAACCAGGGAAAGUAGAUUACACCAUGCCGAAAGCGUAUAGGCCCAUUGGACUACUACCUAUACUAGGAAAGAUCUUUGAGAAAAUGCUGGUGAACCGCCUCAAAUUUCACCUUUUGCCAAGGAUAAGUACUCGCCAGUACGGGUUCAUGCCACAGAGAAGCACCGAAGACGCCCUCUAUGUACUAAUGCAGUUCAUUCACAUGAAGCUGAAUCAAAAGAAAAUUAUAGCGCUAGUAUCAUUGGACAUCGAGGGAGCUUUUGAUAGCGCCUGGUGGCCAGCCAUACGAGUCCGACUGGCUGAGGAAAGGUGUCCGCUUAACUUGAGGAGGGUCAUAGAUAGUUAUCUCAAAGACAGGAAAGUCGUAGUCAGGUACGCUGGAGAGGAAUAUGCUAAAGGUACAAGCAGAGGUUGUGUCCAGGGAUCCAUUGGAGGCCCAAUCCUAUGGAAUCUUCUGCUAGACCCUCUCUUGAAAAGUCUCGAAUGCAGGGGAGAUUAUUGUCAGGCGUUCGCGGACGACGUCGUAUUAGUCUUCGACGGCGACACAGCACACGAAGUGGAGCGACGUGCCAAUGCCACUCUAGAACAUGUCUGUGCGUGGGGUGUUGAAAAUAAAUUGAAGUUUGCGCCACACAAGACGAACGCGAUGAUAAUAACAAGAAAACUGAAACACGAUGUACCACGCCUCAACAUGGGAGGUACUGCAAUUGGCAUGUCAAAAGAAAUAAAGCUACUUGGGUUUACAAUUGACGAAAAGCUUACUUUUAACACCCAUGUAUCGAAUGUGUGUAAGAAGGCAAUCGGCAUCUACAAACAACUAUGCAAAGCGGCGAAGGUUAGUUGGGGACUCCAUCCGGAAGUGAUAAGAGUGAUAUAUCUCGCGACCGUAGAGCCUAUUAUACUUUACGCUGCUAGCGUUUGGGCACAGGCUGCAAAAAAGCUGGGGAUAAUAAAACAACUCGCCGUAGUCCAGCGCGGUAUCGCGCAAAAACUAUGCAAAGCCUACCGAACGGUCUCUCUGAAUUCGGCGCUAGUACUGGCUGGAAUACUCCCCCUGGACCUCCGAGUCCGUGAGGCUGCUUUAUUAUAUGAAGCCAAGAGGGGGCUGCCACAGCCAGUGUUGGCGGGAAGAGAGGUCGAGAGAAUGGCUUCAGCUUUUGAGGGCCCACACCCUGCUGAGCGCCUGGAAUUAGGAAUUAUUUGUUUGGUAAACGAGGAGCAGGUGAACAAACACAGCGAAAUAAACGUCCACAUAUUUACUGACGGGAGCAAGAUUGAGGGCAAGGUUGGCGCCGCCCUUUCCGAAUGGAAAAACAAGACCGAAAAUAAAGCCCUCAAACUUGCUCUACCAACAUACUGCACAGUUUACCAAGCCGAGCUCCUGGCCAUUUGCAGGGCGACUGGACAAAUCCUCAAGCACAGAGCGUCCUCCUUUGGAAUUUACAGCGACUCAAUGGCGGCCCUUCAAACGAUCAUAAAUCCAAACUGCCUUCACCCGUUAGCCGUGGAAUGUAGAGAUAAUUUAAGAGCAAUAUCUCUCCAAAGCAAAGUAGUAACUUUGUUUUGGAUUAAAGCCCACGCGGGCUUAGAGGGGAAUGAACGAGCAGACAGACUAGCAAAAGAGGCCGCAAAAAAUUCCAAAGUGAGACCGGAUUACGAUCUUUGCCCGGUUUCAUUCGUCAAGCGAAGCAUCCGUAUGGCAACGCUAGACAAAUGGAACCAAAGAUACCAGACUGGCGAAACAGGAAAGAUCACGAAGCUGUUUUUCCCAGACGCGAAAGUGGCCUACCGAAUAAUAAGAAAAUUUGAAGCAAGCAGCGAGACUACUCAAGUCAUGACAGGGCAUGGUGGAUUUUCUGAAUACUUACACCGCUUUAAGUGUAAAGAGAAUCCAUCGUGCAUUUGCGACCGCGAUGCUGAAGAAACUGUGCCACACAUUUUGCUGGAUUGUCCCGCAUACGCCGCAGAGCGCCUGAAAAUAGAAAACGAAAUUGAAUUAAAAUUAAUUAAGGAGAAUAUAAAUAUCAUAAUGAUGAGUAAAUACAGAGAAAAAUUUAUGAGUUAUUGUUUGAAAAUUGCAAAAAGAGUAAUAAAUAGGAAUAAAACUGUUUAA
Molecule: messenger RNA, 2772 nt
Organism: Parnassius mnemosyne (clouded apollo)
Lineage: Eukaryota; Metazoa; Arthropoda; Insecta; Lepidoptera; Papilionidae
Source: the annotation of a GenBank genome assembly